AUGUCGAAAAUGCUGGUGAAGUGCGAAACCAAAAGCAGCCGGGUCAAGGGGCUGGCUUUCCACCCCUCUCUCCAGUGGAUCCUCGCGGCCCUGCACAACGGAACAAUUCAACUUUGGGACUACCGAAUUGGAUCUCUCAUCGACAAAUUCGAGGAGCAUGAAGGCCCCGUUCGCGGCAUUGACUUUCACUCGUCUCAGCCUCUCUUCGUCAGUGGAGGCGACGACUACAAAGUGAAGCUCUGGUCGCUGACCACGAGGAAGUGCAUCUUCACGUUUCUGGGGCACCUGGACUAUCUGCGGACGGUGUUCUUCCACCACAUCUAUCCGUGGAUUCUCUCCGCGAGUGAUGACCAGACAGUCCGCAUCUGGAACUGGCAGUCUCGCCAGUGCAUCGCGGUGCUGACGGGGCAUAACCACUACGUGAUGAGUGCGUUGUUCCACCCCUACGAGGACUUGGUGGUCUCCGCCUCGCUCGACCAGACGAUUCGCGUCUGGGACACGUCCGGUCUGCGCGAGAAGACAGGGGGUGCCGGCGGCGCGCACGCCUUCGGGCGCAGCGGCAGCACCGCCGCGGGCGUCCCCGGUGCGAGGAGACACCAUCCCUCGGAGAUGUUUACCGCGAACGACGCCGUCUGCAAGUUCGUCCUCGAGGGACACGAGCGAGGCGUCAACUGGGCUGCCUUCCACCCCUCUAUGCCGCUGAUCGCCUCGGCGGCCGACGACCGCACCAUCAAGCUCUGGAGGUACAACGACGCAAAGGCGUGGGAAGUGGACACCCUCCGAGGGCACUUCAACAACGUCUCGUGUCUGGUUUUCCAUCCGCAGCGCGAGUUGCUGAUCAGCAACUCCGAGGACAGGACGAUUCGCGUGUGGGACGUGAGCAAGCGAGUCGGGGUCCACACCUUUCGCCGCGAGAGCGACCGCUUCUGGAUCAUCGCGGCGCACCGGACCUGCAGUGCGUUGGCCGUCGGCCACGACUCGGGCAUGGUUGUCUUCAAACUGCACACCGAGCGGCCGCCGAGCGCGCUGCACUCGCCCUUCCUGUUCUACUUCGUCCGCGACCGCAUGGUCUGCUUCCGCGACUUGCUGCUCACGCGCCAGCUCACGCACAAAAGUGCGCAGGCCGCUCAGGGCGAAGCGGCCGCCGCGAACGCGACGGCCGCCGCCGAAGUCUCCAUCUGCGAAGUCCGCAGACCCACCAACGCCAUGAGCGCCGGUCCCAAGUGCCUGCUAGUCAACCCGCUCAACACCACCGAACUGAACGCCCUCGUCAUCUACGCUGACUCCGAGAACGGCUUCUCGUACGACCUCAUCGUCGGGCCUCUGCCGCAGACGGGUCUGCCGUACCCUGGGGGCCUUGAUACCCACACGGGUUCUUGCCACUCCGUCGCGUUUGUUGCGCGAAACCGCUUCGCAUUGAUUGAGAAGGCAGGCGCCACCAGUCUCGGCGUCUACAACCUGGGCAACGAGCUGUGCAAGAAGGUGGAGCUGCCCUGCGCCGUCGACCGUCUCUUCUUCGCUGGGAACAACCGUCUGAUUCUCAAGUCCGAUGACAAGCUCCGUCUCUUCGAGGUGCCGACGCGGCGCGUGUACCCAGAAGUCCAGUGCGGAGUGGGCGGUGGCGUCCGCUCGGUCCUGCUGUCGCCCACUGCGGCGCACUUGAUGGUUGUCUCCAAGCACGCGCUGAUGCUCCUUCGGCUCCUUCCCGCGGAGGCCGCGUGCGCCGAAGCUGGCGCAGGCGGCUUCGAGGUCGUCUGCGCCAUUCACGAGAACAUCCGCAUCAAGGGUGGAGCCUGGGAUGAGGACAACGGCGCAUUCGUUUAUUCUACCUUGAGCCAUGUCAAGUACCUCCUCCCCAACGGCGACCGCGGCAUCAUCCACUGCUUGAACGAGCCUGUCUACAUCUUCAAGGUGCAGAGGGGAAUGUACUACUUCCUGGAUCGUCGGGCGGGCAUCCACGUGGAGCCUCUGAACUGCCAGGAGUACCUCUUCAAGCUCGCUCUGCAUCGCCGCGAGUUCGACAGAGUUGCGCUCUUCGUGCGGAAUGGGCAGCUCUGCGGAAAUUCGCUGAUUGCGUAUCUGAAGAACAAAGGCUACCCAGGGGUUGCUCUCGAGUUCCUCACGGACAAGAAGGCGAGGUUCCACUUGGCGCUGGAGGUCGGAAGCAUGGAUGACGCGCUGGCUGCAGCUCAAGAAAUCAACGAUAAGAGUGCGUGGCAGCUGCUCGCGCGCGCGGCGCUGCAGCAGGGGCACCCGGCGCUGGUCGAGUGUGCGUACCAGAAGCUGAAGGAGUUCGAGAAGCUCUCGUUUCUGUACUUCAUCACGGGCAACACUGGCAAGCUGCGCAAGAUGCUGCGGAUCGCGGAACUCCGCAAAGACCCGAUGAGCAAGUUCCACAAUGCGCUGCUGCUGGGCGACGCCGAAGAGCGCGUUCAGGUGCUGGCUGAGGUUGGGCAACUCGCGCUCGCGGCGCUGACGGCCAAGACCUACGGCCUUUCGGCGCUCUACGACCAGCUCAAGGAGAGCGUCAAAGACAUGAGCAUCGACGCCUUCAUGCCCGCGGUGCCACAGCUCCUUAUGCCGCCCAUCCCCAUUCUCCGGUGCACUGAAGCAGAGACGUCUGCCUGGCCGCCAGCUGUCUCUGAAGGCGCCUCGGUCUUUGACAACGCGAUGAAGGCGACGGCGGGCAUGAAGCCGGAGGUCGCGGGGGCGCGCCUGUAUAAAGAGAUCGUCGACGGCGCGCCGCCUGCGGCUGCGGCGGCGACUGCGCCGGGGGCGUGGGGAGACGCCAUGGGCGGCGGCGACGGCCUCGCAGAGGACUUCGACGCGGAGGGCGUCGCGGCGGAGGAUUGGAGCGACGGCAUCGAUCUGCCGCCUGACGACGCGGCGCCGGGGGCCGCUGUGCAUGGUCUGGGCGGAGACGCGCGGGAGCGGCAUGGGUCUGAAGACGGUCGAGACGGCUCCGCUGCUGUAGGCGCGUUCGUUGCGAAGCGCGAUCCGCCGCAGGCGAUGUGGCUCAAGGGUGGACAGCCGCUGGUGGCAGACUUUGUCGCCGCAGGCGAGUUCCAACUCGCUCUCGAGACGCUGCAGAGGCGUAUGGCGCUUCGCAACGGCGCUCCACUUAUGCCUCUCUUUGCGAGAGCGCACCAAGCCGCCUGGGCUGCGCUUCCCGGACUACCAUUCGCGCCCGCGCUCUCGCUCGCCCUCAGUGACCCAGUCGCGCCCCACGGCGGCCUGAAGCCUCACCGGCUCUUCGGCUCCAACAGCCUCAUGGAGGAGCUGCGCGAGGCGCACAAGCUCGUCACAGCUGGGAGAUUUCAGGAGGCGCUCAGCGCCUUCCGCUACGUUCUUCAUUCCGUUCCACUCGCGGUGGCCUGCAACGCCGAAGAAGAGCAGCAGAUCCACGAGUUCAUUGACAUUGCGCGGCACUAUGUCACUGGCAUGAUCCUCGAAAUGGCGCGCCUGGGAUUGGACGACUCGAACCCAGCCCGAAACAUCGAAUUGGUAGCGUACUUCGCGUGCUGCAAGAUGCAAGUCUCUCAUCUCUUCCUAGUCCUCCGCCGCGCCAUGAGUGUCGCGUGGAAGGCGCAGAACUACGUCACAACUGCAGCGUUUGCGCGGCGUCUGGUCAACGGGAACUUCGUGGCCAUCAAGGGUGCGCAGGAGGAAAUCGCAAAGGCGAAGAAAGUGCUCAUGCUCUGCGAGCAGAAGGGCACGGACGCGUAUCAAAUCAACUUCGAGCCCAGCGAGUGUGAGAACCUGCUCCUCUGUACUCAGACUCUCACGCGCCUCAUUCCUGGAACGGCGACGACGCGGUGCCCGUUCUGUAACGCAGUCGCUAAGGCGGAGUUCGCGGGUCAGCUGUGCCCGGUUUGCGAGCUAUCGGAGCUUGGAGCUCGGGUGAGUCGUGCUGCUGCAGAACACAAGUCCUCCGGCGGAUGA
Besnoitia besnoiti is the source of this 3942-nucleotide messenger RNA. RefSeq names its product putative coatomer protein complex, subunit alpha. The record is from RefSeq and is a predicted model, not a curated record. The transcript has 19 exons. Gene Ontology annotation, cellular component: COPI vesicle coat. Lineage: Eukaryota; Apicomplexa; Conoidasida; Eucoccidiorida; Sarcocystidae. Gene Ontology annotation, biological process: endoplasmic reticulum to Golgi vesicle-mediated transport; retrograde vesicle-mediated transport, Golgi to endoplasmic reticulum; intracellular protein transport. Gene Ontology annotation, molecular function: protein binding; structural molecule activity. The coding region runs from base 1 to 3942 and encodes 1313 amino acids.